Messenger RNA from Fusarium tjaetaba, 1749 nucleotides. RefSeq lists its product as uncharacterized. NCBI's taxonomy places the organism in Eukaryota, Fungi, Ascomycota, Sordariomycetes, Hypocreales, Nectriaceae. The record is from RefSeq and is a predicted model, not a curated record. Bases 1 to 1749 code for a protein of 582 amino acids. The transcript has a single exon.
AUGGCCAACCCUCCUUUGGCUUCAAACGCCAUGACGGUGCCUCUUGCUGAACAUUCCUUUUGGCGUAGGACUGCUAAGCUCCCGCCAUUGUCUCGGGAUCUUGCACCGUGCGAUAUAGCGGCACCCAAGACAAAGGUCACAUGUAUCGCCUGUCAGAAGCCCGGAUCGCUCAGAUGUUCUGGUUGUCACGACGCCGAGUACUGCUCAGCCGACUGCCAACAUAGUGAUUGGGAUGUGCAUAAACUGGUUUGCCGGAAGCUGUCGUCUUUUUGUAGCGAACCGCGACCAUCGAAGGAGCAUUUCAGGGUCUUGAUAUUUCCUUAUCAAGCAUCAAGUCCUGAGUUCUGCUGGGGAGUUUUCAAGAAACACGAGUAUGACGCUCAUGAACUCGAGAUCAUGCAUUCGACUAUCGACAGUUGGAGGGCAGCGACCAAAGGACAGUAUUAUGGCUCAGAUGAUUCCAACCUGAUUAUCCGUGCCCUCAGUCGGGAUACUGCUACGCAAGGGAAGACCCUCGGGCACGCAGUCAAAACUGCUUCCUGGAAGCCUUCUAAUAAAUCGAAAAGUCACCUCAGUGGUUUCAAUGAGACGGUCCUCGCUCUGGCUGGCCCUUUGAGCCGUCGAUUCUAUGGUCCACUUGUGUCUUUCGCAUACAAUGUGGAUAAUCAGUUUUAUUUCGAGACUAUGGAUGACAUAUCAGCUGCCGACUUCGGGGCAUUGAUCGAUGUGUUCCAUAACUCAGACUGGAACCCAAUCGUUGGGCGUGUUGAGAGAUAUCCUGCAAAGACCACUUCGGCACUUUUUCUCCCUGACCAUUUCAAUUUUCAUCGCAUGAACAGCCCUUAUACAGAGACUAUACCGAAGAGCCCUGAUGAGCUUUCGAUUAGUCACAUAAUUGGCACCGAGGAUGAAGUCAUUGAGGUGACUAUCACUUCAGCACUAGACUCUAAACAGCUUUGUCGGCACAAUUUCUGCGUAUCUGAUGUUGUAUCGAUUAUAGAGCUGUGCCUCAACGGGCGCACGUCUCAUGUGCUGCUACUGGGGCCUCUUCUCCUGGAUCUCCCCUGGAUUGGCAGGAUUUCUUGGAUCACUGACGAACAUGAUUCCGUUCUCGAGUACCGCUGGCAAGAAUCACGCUCUCGAUUUCUACGUCGGGGUAUUGUUCUUUGCUACAAGUUGCUAGGCAUCGACCACAUUCGUCAGGGCGAUGGACUGAUGGUCUUCAACGCAUUUGGCGUCAGACUAAGUCCACUCCAUCUGAUUGCUUACGAUGAAUUUAUGUUUUGCCAACUCCAAACGGACAAAUCGAAACGCCAGCUUUCCAAGCUUGGCUUCCUCUCAUUUUGGAAUGACCUCAAGUCAGGCAGGGUCAAGAUAACAAAGGAGCUCAAGAAGCCGCAAUACUCCCAGCUCAGGUUUCUCGAGUUCUGGGAAGAUUCUGAAGCGAGCGAGGCCAACACAACGAACCAAAUCGAACUCGACUUCUCUAAGGAAUCGUGUCCAUAUGAUUGCCCUGCGGAUGUAAAGCAAGUCCUGACUCAAGACGAAAGUCAAGUAUUUCUAUAUGUAAGGAAGCUGUUUCGGGAUCCGGACUUUGUCAGGGCCAAUCAGAGAGAUUGGUUGGAGAUACUCCAUGAUGCCAAUGUGGUUGUACAGGACAGGGCAUUGGGUCCAGCUUAUUGGGAUGAUGAACUGGAUAAGUUCUUUACUGAUCACAUAGCCGAUUUAAUAAAGAGUGAAUCUACUUAG